AUUUUAUAAAAAGGACUUUCAGACUUGAGGCAGAAGCCGUGCAGUGAAGAAGGCGAAUAGCGAAGUGAGUAAAGAUUGGAAAAAUGCUCCAGUACCAUUUGCGAUCGUUUAGGAGGUUUUUGAUCGUGUUGUUUCUGUUCUCUACGCUAAUGAUUCUCGUGAACACAACAGUCUUCUUCGGCGAUACUGUUUUCUCGUCAAUGGCAUCAUUAAACCCCAACCAGACUACCGACAAAACGGAAAACAUCGGCAUCAAUUAUAAAAAGACUGUCGUUAAAAACCGAAAGUUCCGUCAACUGAGAUUCAGCCCAGCGAAACGUUUUAUUCGUCGACCUUGGCCAAACACACCGGAUUGUUCCAACUUCACCAUCAGACGGACGAUGACAAACAGUUUACCACCGGUGGCUCUCGCUAGUUUUCCCGGUAGUGGAAACACUUGGGUCCGCGGUCUAAUUGAAGCAGCCUCGGGGAUUUAUACCGGAAGUAUUUACAAAGAUGCCAAUCUUUAUCUUCACGGUUUUUGGGGUGAGCUUGCAGACUGGAACGCUGGCGUGACAGUUGCGCAGAAAACUCACGAUUCCGGUGCAGAUCACGUCCGAUCUUUUUCGGGAGGCCGAAGUAUUUUCCUCAACCGCAAUCCUUACGAAGCCAUUUUGUCGUUUCAUAACUUCCUUUAUGGUGGCCACGUUGGACAUGCCUCGUCGGCCAAUUUCCGUCGAUCUGAAUGGCCGGAUUUCUUGAUGGAUCAAACAAGACGGUGGCUCAGCACCGCCGUUAACUGGACCCAAUAUUCAACGGAGCUGCUGAGCAUUCAUUACGAGGACCUCAGAAAGGACCCACGACCGCAGCUGCGUCUCAUCUUAGAAUUUCUGCAGCUUCCGGUCGACGAAAGACGAUUGGACUGCAUAGAGAAAUAUCCGCCAAAGAAAUUCCAUCGAAAAAACCGAUUCGGCGAAGAGCUGGAUGAAAAUGCAAUCUUUCCCGAGCGGAUGAGACAUGUUUUAGAUCGAGCAAUUCGAUACGUCGACUAUCUCACUCAACAGACGGGCAAUCGGGGUUUACCGCUUGACAACUACAGCUAUUACAACCAGUCCAGCUGGAAAGGAUCUCAGCCGGCUAGGACAGUGCCAAAUCAAACGUGGAUCGAGUGGAUCUCGGAUCAAUGGGGCUUCAGGGUCGAGUCUCUGCUGAAAGACCCGCUGACCCAGAUGCUUCGAGACGAAGCCGAAGCGAACAUUUUCUAUAGCUGGAAUAUUCCAUUCGCAUCCGCCUUUAACGAAUCGAAAGAACUGGAGCGGGACUUCAACUCCGGGCCACCGCUUUUUAUCCAGCAGUUUCGGCACGCAAAAUUUCCACCCAAAUGAUCCACUCGAAGUGAAUGUCACGGAGAACCCUCUCUUCCUGUAUUGCCUAAUGCCUACCUCACUGCAGUACUUUCGUGAUGGAGAAUUGAUUGAAUUACCCCAGGAGAAAAAAAAAGUGCUCCCCAACUCUAUUGCGCAAAAGCCGACGAAUGAAAUAAGAAAUAACCUAAUGAGUGUAUGAUUAAAUUUUUUUUUUUUUUUUGUGACGGAGAAAGUGUAUUGAUUCAAUAAGGAGACAUGUUGAUCAACAUCAAAAAGAAAAAAAAAGCCUAUGUCUGUAAAGUCAGAGCUAUAUAUAUAUACCAAUAAAAAUCCGGACAUACCAAUGGAGAAAAGAAAAGAGAGCACUUCCCUACACCCUUCGCCCUUGUGUCUGUGUUCAAACUAAUUCCGUAAAAAAAAAAAUUAAAAAAAAUAAAACAGGAGACAAGAAAAAUAUCAUUACAAAUAGGCCAAUAUGAUUUUGAACCGUUUCGGGAGUGAAAAAGAACACAAUCAAUUAGCCGGUACCAAUAAUUCGAAAUACAAAAAGACAACAAAAGAAGUUGAAGACUACAAGGUAAAAGGGGGGGGGGGUAGUUAUAAAGAGCUGGGAUCAAGAAAUGAAUUGACGACACGGAGAGAAAAAGAUGAAAGAGAAAAACAAAGCAGAAAAUCGAUCUAGUACACGAGAGAAAAAUAGAAUAAAGGCCGGAGAAUAGAAAAUAUAAAAAAAAGAGGAAGAGAAAACAAUCGGAUGAAUAAUUGAAAGGAGCACAAACAAAACACUGAUGACAUAACCGGUUGUUCACGACAAAUUUUUCAUCAAAGAGAAUCAAACAUAAAAAUGGGUUGAUUUUUGUUUUUCUUUCAAAACGGGUUUUCAUGGCAGUAGUUUUUUUGACGGAACUCGAUUAUCGAGAGAGCAGAAGAAUAAAAGAGAUGAAUUUAGAAGCCAGGGCGGAAAAAAAAAAAUUAUUAAUUCAAAGUAGAUUUUUUUUUAAAGAAUGACAAGCCAUUUGGUCACGAGCCGAAGUAAAAGAAAAUAAGAAAAGGGUUAGAGGGCAAUUUCGUCUUCUCUCCAGUUUUAAUGAGCGCUCUGGAUGGGUAUAAUAUCUUUGUUGUUAUUUUGUUUGUUUAACUUGAAAAUCCCAUCAGCCGUCGCUAAUAAGAAUAAAUGUAUAAUAUCCAUCUGCUCAAAAGACACCAAAGGUUGACUAGCUUAGUAGUAGAGUUACUAUUUUUUUCUUGCCUCUUAACCUUGUUUUUUUUGUUUGUUUGUUUGUUUGUUUGUUUGUUUGUUUGCUUGUUGGUUUAGAACAAACACACGCUUAUAUCAUUAGGGAGAGAGAGAGCAAGGAUUCAAAAGGAAAUUUCGGGCUGAAAGUAUAAUGGGAGGACUACCAGUUUGAAACACGAAUUAGCCCAGUUCUAAUGCACCUGUCAAUUGACUAACGGAAACGAAUGGAGUCGGAGAACACAAGACGGAACCCAUGUACACGAAGACACACAACCGAGGUGUUGUUUUGUUUUCAAUGAUUACACAAGAGAAGCGAGGACAUAAUUAAUUAGUUACCAAGUGACACGGAAUUGAAGAAAACCGAAAAAUUUGCGGGAGAAGAAUGUAAGGGGGGACGAGAGACGAACCAGUUUUGCAUCACUAAUCAACAUUAAUGUAAAUAUAUAGAAAGAGAGUGGAGUUGGUAGGACACUAAUUAAAAAAAAAAAAAAACUAAUAAAAAAAAAUGAAAAAACAAAUCAAUAUAUCAUGAUACAAAAAAAAACAAAAAGACGAAACGGCUGAUCAAAUUUGAGCCUCUCGCCCAACACAUUUUUUUUUCUUUUUCACGGCAAACAAAAUGUGAUUUUCCCCUUUCCUACAAAAUGGGAGGCCGGGAGGAUAAUUUUCUUAUAUCUUUCACUUCUUUUGUUCAAUUAGAGGCAAAUAGAUUUGAAUAUAUCUAAAUAAUACAAAAUGCUUGUCAUGGCAAUCGCCGAGUACGAAACGAGUGGAUUAGAAAAUAAAAGGAGAGAGUGAGCCUGAUGAUGAAAGAAGGAAAUAAAAAACAAGAAAAAAUGGACGAGCCGAAAUGAAAGAAAACGCCGCAAAUGGCGCAGAGUUUUAAAAGAAAAGAGUCUUAGCAUUUUUUUUUUUUUUUUUUCAAAGAAGGAAUUCGGAUUGAAGAAAAAAAAAAGAAUCCCAUCAGUUUUGUGUCGAUCAAUUUCUGACUUUUUUCCAUCCGCGGUGAUACAGAAGGAGUGGGCCAAAGAAAACCCUGCGAGGAUUCCAAAUGUUUCUGACACUUCAUUCCCCGCCGAUCAUCAUUCGCUUCUUUGCAAUCUUGCAAAUGCAGUUAAACGCAUUCUCUCGUGAAGCUGGUAGGAGAAGAUGGAGCGCACUUUGGGUGUUUCUUCAUUCGAUCUUUCAUGAUAUAUCUUUCGGAUUUCAUCUCUCUCUCUCUCUCUCUCUCUCUCUCUCUCUGGCUGACUCGUCCACGUACAGAUGACAAGACGACAAAAGAGACAGGAAAAGAAUCAAAAUAUGAAAUGAAAGUAAAA
Messenger RNA from Daphnia pulex (common water flea), 3902 nucleotides. Its product is annotated as WSC domain-containing protein 1-like. Gene Ontology annotation, molecular function: sulfotransferase activity. The coding region runs from base 84 to 1364 and encodes 426 amino acids. The record is from RefSeq and is a predicted model, not a curated record. The transcript has 6 exons. Lineage: Eukaryota; Metazoa; Arthropoda; Branchiopoda; Diplostraca; Daphniidae.